AUGGCCGACAGAUCGCCUCAACAAAUUCUUAAAGAUUCUCACGUUAAUGGCUCAAUAGGUAGUAACUCUUCUCGAGGUGGUCAUUCCAGUGAAGAGAAUGGUAGAUCUUCUGGUACUCCUUUUCGUACUUACCAUAACGCUGAGGCUAGUUUCCAAUCUUCACCAGAAGGUUCUCCGUACCGAAUUAAGACGCCUCAAUUAACUCCUUACUCGAAACCAUAUACUGAUUAUCC
Molecule: messenger RNA, 233 nt
Organism: Racocetra fulgida
Lineage: Eukaryota; Fungi; Glomeromycota; Glomeromycetes; Diversisporales; Gigasporaceae
Source: the annotation of a GenBank genome assembly